Molecule: messenger RNA, 663 nt
Organism: Alosa sapidissima (American shad)
Lineage: Eukaryota; Metazoa; Chordata; Actinopteri; Clupeiformes; Clupeidae
Product: C-X-C motif chemokine 11-6-like
Exons: 4
Coding region: 85-369 (94 amino acids)
Biological process (GO): cellular response to lipopolysaccharide; neutrophil chemotaxis; inflammatory response
Cellular component (GO): extracellular region
Molecular function (GO): chemokine activity; CXCR chemokine receptor binding
Source: RefSeq, a predicted model, not a curated record
CAUGCUUGCUACUGUUUGACAGAUUCACCUCCUCACUCUGAUACAACAGCUGAGAAAGCAGACAGACCAUCACCCAUCUCAACAAUGAAGUCAGCAGCUCUCCUCGUACUUCUGGCUGUCCUGCUCUUCGUAGAUGUGAGAGGGCAACUGGAUUCUCGGGGAAGAUGCAAGUGCCAGGGUGCAGGGGCCAAAGCCAUCCGCCCAAACCGCAUUGAGAGGCUAGAGGUGUUACCCCCUUCCUCGGCAUGCCCCAAUCUGGAAAUCAUUGUCACUCUGAAGGAUAAUGGAGGACAAAAGUGUCUGGAUCCAAACAGCAGUUUUUCCAAGAAUUACAUCAAGAGAGCCAUCAAAAAGAGGAGUACACAGUAAAUUCCUUUGGAUCUCUUUCUGAGAGGCAGCUAAUAUUGAAAAUGCACUUUUUUUCUCUACACAACAUAGAGACUCCUAUUUUUAUUUUUUAUAACAUGGAUGUUAUCUCAGAAUACUUUUAUAUUUAUUUGAAUGUUAGGCCUAUAUUUGGGAUGUGUGUUACAGUCCGGUGUCUAUUUGGUGAGAUGUUGUUUAAAUUUGUUAUGUUUAUGAAAAUAUCUACACUGAAAGUUGAAAUAAUUUAUGUCAUGCUAAACGGAUGCGUUUUAAUUAUGUUGUAAAUAUAAGGAAGGA